AUGCCAGGUUCACUUGCAGAUUAUUUAGCGAAGAACUACCUCACAGCCGAUCCGGCCACCGAGCGGCCAAAGAAGAAGCGCAAGAAGACCAAAGCCGUCGACACUUCAGGCUCUGGUCUGAUCAUCGCCGACGAUGAUCCCCCAGAUAUCCGCGCCUCAUUAGGCAACCAGCGUCAAGACGAUGAAGACAGCCCAUAUAUCGAUACCUCUGCCAAGACUGCCGAGUUCCGCCGAGCUAAAAAAUCAGGUUGGAAGAAUAUUGGAGGACCCGCACCCAGCCAGGCGAACGAACAAGAUGCCGCAGACGCGAUCCUCGCCUCAGCAGCGGCCGAGCGAGCGGCCGAGCAGAACCAAGAUGAUGGCGACGACCCAAUGAUUGACGACAACGAUGACGGAGCAGGAAGAAUGGAGUCCGGCGCACGCGGUGGUCUUCAAACAGCCGACCAGACCGCGGCGAUGGUAAAAGCGCAAGAAAAGCGCCGCAAAGCCGAAGAAGCACUCUACCGCGACCCGUCUGCUGCGAACGAAAAGUCCCAAGAAACCAUCUACCGAGACGCCUCCGGGCGCAUCAUCAAUGUAGCCAUGAAACGCGCGGAAGCCCGACGGGCGGAAGAAGAGAAACGCGAAAAGGAAGAACAAGCGCGCGAGGCCCAAAUGGGUGAUGUACAGCGGCAGCAACGCGCGGAUCGGAAACAAGAAUUACAAAACGCCAAGGGAAUGACUCUUGGGCGGACGAUCGACGACGAGGAUAUGAACGACGAGAUGAAGGCCCAGGGCCGGUGGAAUGAUCCUGCGGCGCAGUUCCUGACUGAGAGUCGGGAUGCUGGGGCUAGUGUUACAGGCAAGCCUCUGUACCGUGGAUCGUUCCAGCCGAAUCGGUAUAAUAUUCGCCCUGGGCAUCGCUGGGAUGGGGUGGAUCGCGCGAAUGGGUUUGAGAAGGAUUGGUUCGCCGCGCGGAAUAAGAAGAGCCGGUAUGAGGCGCUGGAUUAUCAGUGGCAGAUGGACGAGUAG
This is a messenger RNA of Penicillium brevicompactum, 1011 nucleotides long. RefSeq names its product putative cell cycle control protein (Cwf26) (gene cwc26). NCBI's taxonomy places the organism in Eukaryota, Fungi, Ascomycota, Eurotiomycetes, Eurotiales, Aspergillaceae. Gene Ontology annotation, cellular component: U2-type spliceosomal complex; RES complex. The transcript has a single exon. The record is from RefSeq and is a predicted model, not a curated record. The coding region runs from base 1 to 1011 and encodes 336 amino acids. Gene Ontology annotation, molecular function: RNA binding. Gene Ontology annotation, biological process: mRNA splicing, via spliceosome.